Aspergillus niger is the source of this 408-nucleotide messenger RNA. RefSeq lists its product as uncharacterized. Bases 1 to 408 code for a protein of 135 amino acids. The transcript has 2 exons. The record is from RefSeq and is a predicted model, not a curated record. Lineage: Eukaryota; Fungi; Ascomycota; Eurotiomycetes; Eurotiales; Aspergillaceae.
AUGAGCAACAACCAGCAGCCCCAGUCUCCCCGCCAUUGGCAUGGCACCGUCGGUGAUCGCUACGAGCAUCACAAUGUCUGGGUGCGAGGAGGUCCUCCUGAGCCUUACCGUCGUCCUUCGAUUCCUACUACCACUGCAGCCACUGCCACUUCCGACAGACGCGGCUCUGAUUCAUCAGAUAUGUCUUCCAACUCCGCCAAUUUGAGCAAUAGCCCUCCCAGCAUUGGGGACAGGAGACGCUCGACCGGCCAUGGCGCGUCAAGCCUCUUUGAGAGUUUGACGAGCCAAAAGCGCAACUCUACGGACCAGACUCUCAAUACGCGCCGUGAAAGCUGGAACGAGCAGGGACAGCAGGGCGGAUUCUUCGCCAAGUGGUGGGAUGGAUACACGAGAGGAGGUAGUAAAUAA